GCAUUAACUCAACCUACUGUGUAAAACAACUGGACAGUCUUUCUCCGGUCAUUCAUUUUAAAUAGACGUGUGAAGUGUCUUAUGUCAACACACUUUGGUGGUGCAUGCGAGAGGUGGGGCAUGUUAUAUCUAUCGCCAGUACUCGAGUAACACCGCAGCAUUUCUAAAACAACUAGAGUUUAUCCUCCAGGUCAAUACAUUGUAUACGUUUAUAUUUUUCUGAGGAGAAGGAACAAGAAGAACCCUAAAGCAAAUUUGGAAAAGACGCACAAUCCCAAGCAACCGUGAUCCCCCACCCCCUGACGGGCACACAGCUCGACUUCCCAUCGCACCAUUACGCUCCGUGUCUCUUCACGCCUCCUCCCCCUUCCACCGUGGAUUUUCCUCUCUGAAUCAGAGCCUGGUGUGUGUAAUCAGAUGGCAACAGCUGAUAAUCUGACAGCACUCCCAUUCGGUCCUGUUCACAUGGACCGGAGAGAGCGAGAGGAGGAGAGGAGACAAGCUGGCUGGUCUGCGGGGAAGGAAGCGAGAGGAGGAAGUGGGAGACACUUCACAAUGGAGGAAGGAAAACACCCGACAUCUGAGAUCUACCUCCCAAGCAUCAGCCUUGGAUUUGUAGAUGGUGAAAAGGUUAAAGACCAUGAACUACCAAUCAUUUCUGUAUCCAAAAGCUCCACAGAAAUGGGGAGUGGAUCUUUUCAACACACAGAGGUGCCGUGGUGCCACCAGCAUUUACAUAAGAGUGUAAGCAGCACUGCCUCCACAGUAAGGCCCGCUAGUAUGGGCGGACCAGCGACGAGAGUCCCUGUGACCUUGUGUGACUACGAACAAGGGAGUAUGUGUAGUGGUAACAGCACUCCAGAGAGUGUUAUCUGGCAUGGAGGAACUGCAAGACCCUGGAGCGUCACUGAAGGCUCACCCAGAAGGACUCUUACACAAGAUCUACUCCUUGCACAAAAUCAGACUCAUAGCAGAGUGCCAUGCUCACCAUCCACUAAUAGGGAUCUAAGGAUGAAAGGUCUGGUGAGCAGGGAGGGAUACUGUCAAUGUUGCGGACCUGCGGAGAACUUCACCGGAUGCAGUUGUUGCAGAAUGGGUUCUUCAGUGGGAAAGGUAGCGAAUACAGUGGACCACGCUCCGAGUAACUGUGAAAGCCAACAUCUAACAGCAUGCCGCAGAUCUGCCUGUGCCGGUCACGUGAUGAACACCACCUGCUUGAGGAACGUGUGCAGUGGCGUUCCUUGUCCUGGACAUUUGCUAUCAAGGCCAGCUUGCACAGGAAGCCCGUGUGCGGGUCAAAGGUCACUGCUUCAUUCCGGUUUGCUCGGUUUUCCACCACUUGUAUCCUCAGUCAGCGAAACCAGAUUGGACAGUCGAAGUGCCGUACACUGCUGUGGAUCUGAAUUACAUGGACAGAACUCUUCUUGCCUUAGAAUCGACCGGCCAGAUCAGGACGGCCAUAACAGGACAACAAAAGAUGCCACCACCAUGACGUCUGAACAUAAACUCAGAGAUGUUGGCGUGCAGACCAUGUCCUCCAAUUCCCUUGGCUCCUCUUUUUCUCACCUGUUUCCGGAAAUCAGUUUAAGAGCAGACCCUAUCUUGGAUGCAUGUGUGGCAACAGAUCGCAAUUGUCACAGGACCCCUGUGAAAGAGGUUGAAUGGGAUGCUGAGGGUAUGACAUGGGAGGUGUACGGUGCAUCUGUGGACCCUGAAGAACUUGGCCUUGCAAUCCAGAAGCAUUUGGAGCUGCAAAUAAAAGAGACGGCAGCUGCCGCAGCUGCUCGGAGUGAAUCCUCAGAGACAGUCAACGGCCUGGCGCUGCAGUCCAGGAGACGUAAGAAGAGCGAAGGAAUUAUAAGGUCACUGCGCAGUUCAGCAUGUUGCUCUAACACUAGUACUCUAGAAGACUGAAGCAGGUGGCCUGGUGAUAACGGUAAAGCUACCGUUCAGUGUUUACAGAUUGCGGUGUGUACAUGCUGUACAUUCAAAUAUGGCCUUCUUGUCUCCAAAGUACCUUUUAGAUCAUCUUUCGUGCAACAUACGUUUUAUUAUGCUGGAUGUUGAUCUUCUUUAAAUAGCACGAAUCAAAGGCUAAAAAUGUUUGGUGGUUAGAUCUGCAAACAGCAGAAAAGUGAUCAUCCAGGGAAACCUUAAAGUUAGUCUCAGCCUUGGUAAGACCACCACAAUUCUAAAAAAUAAAGGUUUUUGUCUGGCUGUAUCCCAGCAAGCAAUAGCCGCCAUUUCACUGUCUAGGAUAAGGUGUGAAUCUUGAAACCAAACAAGGGCACUGAUAUAUUUUAAGAUAUGUUAGUGCAAGCUGUUUAAAGUUAAGAUAUCUCAAAUAAGCAUUUUAGUCUGGGACUACUACUAUAAGCCCUGUCCCAAAAUGAUUUACUACAAGGCAACAGAGUUGGUGGAGUUUGGUUUGUUUCAUUUAAUAGCAAAUAAAAUUGAUAUCUAUGAACUGUAUAUUCUAAGUUAUGUCUGUGAAAUAAUCAAUACUUAUUACUUUUAAACAUUUUGAUUCUUUCCGCUGUUUUUACUGUGUUUUUGGAGUUGUUCUGUUUUUGUGGUGUUUCAGAUAAACAAAAUGGACUUUGUUUGGUCGCUUUAAAUGUCUGUCAGAUGGUUUCUUCCUGUCAAUUGUUUGGCCAAAAUAAACUGCAAUGACGACCAGACUUGAUUCCACAAGUCUAUUCUAAAUUUAGUGCAUUCCCUCAUACAUCCCAAAGGGCUCCCUUGAGCAAAAUCUCAAAACUUAAUAGUUCUAGUCAACCAAGU
Messenger RNA from Paramisgurnus dabryanus, 2784 nucleotides. RefSeq lists its product as uncharacterized. Gene Ontology annotation, biological process: neuron projection development. Gene Ontology annotation, cellular component: plasma membrane. Lineage: Eukaryota; Metazoa; Chordata; Actinopteri; Cypriniformes; Cobitidae. The record is from RefSeq and is a predicted model, not a curated record.